Messenger RNA from Acipenser ruthenus (sterlet), 5787 nucleotides. RefSeq names its product inositol 1,4,5-trisphosphate receptor-interacting protein-like 2. NCBI's taxonomy places the organism in Eukaryota, Metazoa, Chordata, Actinopteri, Acipenseriformes, Acipenseridae. The record is from RefSeq and is a predicted model, not a curated record. The transcript has a single exon. Bases 348 to 1844 code for a protein of 498 amino acids.
GCUCACACAGAAAGUAGCACGAAGCCCUGCCCUGCAUUUUCCCCACAGAAGAGGAAGUUUCAAACUCUCAAAAUAAAAAAGAGCAAAGGCGGAGGAUAAAACUUUGGAAAGCAUUAUAAAACUUUAUCUUGAGGAAGAAAAAGGAGAAGAAAAAGAGGCUUUACAGGAAACUUUUUUUGUGAAGCAGGACCCUUAGGGAGUAUUCAGCAAAGGGAUUUUGUUGGGAAAGAGCUGUGAGUCCCUCUCUUCCUUAGUCUUUGGUGACGCUGACUGAGAAUGGGCUAGUCCUGCAUUGCCUGUGUGUCUAGACUGGAAUAGUGGAUCGGCAGCAGGCAGCAUCAACCAGGAUGACAGUGUACAUCCUAAACCUGCGCGUCUUCUGGCCUCUGGUCACCUGCCUCUGCACUGCCAUGCUUUUCAUCCACCAGACUCUACGCAGGGGCCAGGAAUCAGGCCCAGACGGGUGCUCUGAAAAGGGCACUGGGACCAUAUCCCUUCUCAAAUUUGCCCUGGCUUUUCUCCUCUGUUACUUCCUUAUCAAGUACUGCUCGUCCCCUCAGGGGAGGGGGAGAGGAAGGGAGAGGGAGCGCCCAGAGAUUCCCCACAGACAGGGCCCAACCAGGAGAGAGCUGCUGGAGAGCUACUACGAGAGGCAGGUUCGACUGUCUCCCCAUGUUUUGGGCCACAGCAAAGCCCACGUGGCCAAGCUGGUGAGUGAGCUAGUGAGGGCCGGGAGGGCUGAGAUACCUCCGGAAUCCACACUGGCGUUCCGAGGAGACUUCGUUCAGAUCGGCAGUGCCUAUGAGGAACACAAAGUGAGCAGCCCUGACUGUUUUGAUAUUCUAGUGCCCCUGCGUCUACCUCGAGGCCUCAAACUGGAUUCACGAUGCAGCUCAAUGGGAGAAGGAGGACUAGGAGGGGCGCCACCACUCUGCAGUCUGGAGACCCCCAGGAAAUCAGAGUGGGCACGGAGACACCGGACCUUCGUGGAAAGCUUCUUAAGCGAGGAGGUGAGAGGAGAUGCUUACCGGCUGUCCCCGGUGCCUGUCCUGCGCUGGUUUUACCCCACAGUGCAACGCUGCCUAGGCGCCAUCCGCUACCCCUUCGAGCAGCGCUGCUACAUCAGUCUGUCUCUCACCGAGGAUCGCGUGCUCCUGCGCCUUAACCCACGCUCCGACUACGUCUGCUGCCACAUCUCCAUGGGCAUCCGCCUCAUCCCAGCCCUCCACCUCGGAGACGGAGCCUACCUGGUCGCCCAGCCCAAAACAGAGGCAGCAGGGGGGAAGCAGGAGGCCUUGUGGACGGUGUACUUCCCCAAGCAGGAACAGAAGCUCCUGGGUUGGCUUAAGGGCCGAUUGCCAGCUAACUCAUGCCACCUCAAAUGCCUGCAGAUCCUGAAGGCGGUGAGGGAGCUGAGUGGCCAGGUGUUGGACAGUAAAGGUGCAGGACAGUGGAGGGCAGUGCUCUCCUCCUACACCAUCAAGACGGCUUGGCUCCGGCUCCUGCUUACUUCUGCGCCAGAAUCCUGGGAAGACCGCCACCUUGUGGAGAGAAUGGAGGACCUGCUACGCUGCCUACGCGACGCCCUGCACAGCCGACAGCUCAGCCACCUCUUCCUGGGAGGGGAUCCCGGCCUGUUACCUGAUUUCCUGUCCCUGCCUAAGCCCCUUAAGGACGCCCCUCUCUCUAACCUGAUGGCAGGUUUCGACCCAUCUUCUUUGGACCUUGUCUCGGCCCGACUCGUCUACUCCUGGACGCACCUGCACAGGCUUAUCAGGCUGGGCAGGCCACAGCGGGACAGCGUGGGGAGGGGGGUGAGGUGUAAACAUCUGGAGUCCGAAUAACCUUUCAACCCUCUAUCUCUUGAAAAAGAAGUUGUACCUUCCUUUGAUCAGGUCAGAUUGGCCAGUUUGUUUUUGGAAAGCAUUUAUAUUUCUCAACCUGCACAAAAGUCUGGUAAAGUGUUAUUUGCUUCUUAAUUAUUAAUAUUAAGUUGUUUGCAGCCUAAGCUCCUGGUACUGUAUUUGAUGGCCUGAUCACCUGAAAAAAAACAGGACUCCAUGCCCAGAAUGUCAGUAUAACCUUCAUUUUAUUCAUUUUUAUGAAAGAAAAGCACAAUCUGGUAUCACUUUACAAAAAUCAUGCAAAUUACAUCAGGCAAAUAUCACCUGCAGUGCCUGAGUACUAAUACAGCUAUGGCUUAAAGUUUAACAUCACCUACAAUUUUAGGAUUGAGGCAUAAUAAUAGUAAAAAAAAAUACUAUAUGAACAUAAUUUAGAUCUUUUAUUUAACAUUGUGUAAUAAAAUAAACUACAAAAUUAUAUCGCAAAAGUCAACUGGUAGACUAAUAGUAGUACAGUAUUUCAUUUUAGAUUUCAAAAUGUCAAUUUUUUAAAUUGUUGUCAGUUUUUCAUUAAAUAUAUGGAAAACUACAAAGCAGUAUGUAAUUCAAUCUGUUAACGUAACAUUAUUCAGCAGGCUUCAUUCGGCUUUAUGAAGCAAAACGAGUUAAUUCUAUAGUGUGAUGAAAAGCUUUUGACUGUAGCUGUACUGGUGUCUCUGAACUGUAGCACAGCAAUAGGAGGGCAUAAAUCACCACUGGUAACACCCCAUAUAUCAUGGUUAAGCAUAGGAAAGUGUAGCAACGUGCAUAGUGACAGCAUGGUAAAGAUCAGACAAGUGUGACAGGUAAACUAUUGUAAAUGCUUAUGGGAUUAUAAGCAAAUUUACUGUAGUAGUUACCGUUCCUAGGAGUAGGGUAAUACAGUACUGAAUUCAUAACUGGACUUAAAAUGUAUGUGCACACCUCAUUUUUUGAGUGCAGGUUAACUUGCACGUGGCCUGGCCUGGAUCGGGGGGAGAUUACUUGUGGUUUAAAAUGAGUGCAUCGUCCUAAAGUAAAGAUCUACCUGCUUAAGAGUUUAGGUUACUCCCAAAGCUCUACGUACAAACCUGCUUCUGCAAAGUGAACAUAUGAUUUGAGUGUGUAUGACAUGAUGAGAUAACUUCUUCUUUUUAUGUUUCCCUUAUGAAAAACAAGGGCACUUUGUUAAACGGCAAUAAAAAACUCAGCAUAGUGUAGCUAAAAUAAACAACGCAGCAUAGAUUGUGCUUUAGCCGAAAGACAAGUGAGUUAGAACUGACUGCUUUCACGCUCUCAAGCACAGGUAAAGAUGCAUACUUUUAGCACAGAGAAUAUUAUUGCAAUUGAUUGGAAGACAGCAAAAAACCAUAUUGUUUGCACUUUCCCAUUUCCCUCAAAGCUAAAGUAUGAUAUUAUUAUUCUGCCCCUCGCUCCGUCAUCACGUUUGGUGAUACAAGAGCAGUCUUCGUGAUUCUGCAUCAGUCAACACAGGACUCCACCAUUUCUUGUCACAGAGCAUCACCUUCCACGUAAACCGGCCUGUAGGGAUGGAAUCUUCAAAUUCAGUUACCAUGGUGACAGUGUCUGCCAUCUGAGGUCACAGUCUCCUUUUUAAAAUGGAUGAUAAAUUGAUCGCCAUGUCAGUCAACCAACGUCCAAAACAAAUUUAAAAAAAAGAGCAGCACCUUUAUUGGUAUGCUAGUAUUAAAUAUAUAUAUAUAUAUAAAACAUGAAGAAUACAUAACUGUGCUAGCAUUAUUUUAAUGGCAUAAUUAUUUUUCAAACUGUAUUGGACUUCAACAUUUCCAUUAUGUAUAACAGUAGCUCCCAACAGAAUGAGUUUGCAGACUAGCACUGACUUUUUCCUUUUGGUUGGAGCAGUUCCCUGCUUGCAGCUUCAAGUAGCCCAUUGUGUAGGUUAUGAAGCGUGGCUGCAGUGGAAUAUCUGAUACAAAUUGUAAGGGAGCAGCUCCAAUGGAGCCUCAUUAACUGUUUCACUGCCAAAUUGGGACUUUCAGACAAAUACUGUUAUUAGAAAUCUUUAACUGUAUUUUCCAAGAAUGCAACAGUCUCUGUGAGCAGAGAUGACAAUCCAUUUCAUCAAGAAAAAUGCUUCUGAAUUUCAUAUGCAUAUAGAUGGCACAAGCCAGUGCUGUUUGAUGGCACUUCAAUUGUAUUGUAACUGGAGAAUACAUGACAACAUAUACCACAGUGCAGCUAAAAUAUAAGAUCACUAUUAUAACAUUGUCAUUGUGCAGUUAAAGUGGAAGAAAAUUAGUAUACGUAUACAUUUACAGUCUCUAAAAAAUCAUUUAAAUAACUAUUAUAAAAAGAAUAAUACGUUUUCUGCCUCAUACAGAAUGGUAGUUUAAUGCCCAUGACAAGAUAUACUCUGGGACAAAAGUGAAAAGUUAAGUUUGCAAAACUAAGGUGCUAAAAUUGGGGGAGGACAUAGGAAACCUUUUUCCCCCCAAAAAAUCUGCAAUAUUUCACUUAAACCUUAAACUUCUUGAGGUUUGUGUAACCUUGCCAAAGUGUAAUGGGACAAUGUGCCUCUUGAAAUGCACCCGGGUGUUACUGGUGUAGGGAUAUGAUUUAACUCCUUACUGUUAAAGGAAAAGAGGAGCUGCCUGCUGUAGGAGUUUAAGAGCACUCCUUGGGGUCUGUUGUAAUCAUAUAAGCAGCAGUGGUAUUAAUCCAUCCGUUUGCCUACAUUGCAAAAGACAAAGGUUCUCAGCAUUUUCAAUGGACUAUCUUUAUUCUAUUUUCAUUUUAAAAAAAGUGUGAGAAGUCAAUUCUUACACUUUUUGGGUUCAAGAUAUGAAAUGGCUGUUGAUAAAAAAUGAGUAGCUACUUAAUAUUGGUGUAUUCGAGUUUAUAAAGGAAUGUGCAAGCUAAACUCCUUAUGAAAAUAGACAUGUGGAGUUCUGACACAUUUCCUAACUCUUUUAGAGAGUACUGUACAAUACUGUAAGUGUCUGUCUCUCUCUAAGCGAGAGUGAGUCAGUAGGUCUGACACACAGACACAAGGUCUUUUAUUUAUUUAAUAAUUUAUUUUCAACAAGGAAUAUUUGUGUGGGAUGGCUCCACAGUGCAAUAAGUACAGUAUUAAGAAUCAGGGGCAAUCUCAGUAGGUAACAUAUUACCAAAGACAGCUAAUUUACUGUGGAAAAUGUCUAAUGCAAAAGAAGCACAACAUUGUAUUGUAAUACUCGUUAUCCAAACAUGAAAAAUUAUAUUACAAAACAGAAAAUGCAUAAUGGAUCAUUGAGGAAAACGAAAUGUAGAGAUCCUGAGGCAAUUAUCUUUUGAUCUCAACAAAAAAAAAACCAUAUUCUUCUUUUUUUUUCUUUUCAUGUCCUUAUUGUAAGACAAAUGAUCCCUAAUGAGAAGUAAAAGCAGUUGAAGUGGAGUGAAAGAGCAGCACCAGCAGCAUUGCAGUGUAAUUAGACUGCAGUUCACCUUGUGGCAAAGCAUGUUUCUCAAACAUUUAUAGUAUUUGGUCAGAAGGAUGUUAGGAUUUUUGUUAUCAUUAAUAUUGUUUCAAAGAGAUUCACUCCUAGAAAAAAAGAUCAGUCUAUCGCUAGGGUAAAUGUUUAAGUACUAGGGAAUCUACUCAGAUUGCAUGUUAACAGUGGGUAGGUGAGUGAUUCCCCAGUACUCUAAAACCAUUGAAAACAAUGCAGUUUUUCAAAUGGGACCCAUCAGCUGCUGUUCUCUGAGCUGCAGUAAUUAUCUAGACAGUAUUGUUGCUCUUUUUUAACUUUAUGCACUUGGAUAUUCAUUACAUUCUAUGUUUAUUUUAAUAAUUAUUGUAAACUUUUUGCACUUUUUAAUUUGUGUUGUUGUUGUAAGGAAUACUGUACUGGAUCAUUGCACAUUUAAAAAAAUAAAAAAAUACUUGUAUUACUUUGUUAUUCAA